AAAAAAAAGGGACUUUGCUGUCAAAUUUAAAACAGCUGAUUUAUAACCUAAAACAAAACAUUAAUAGUGAAUAAGUAUCAUAUUUAAGAGUUUUUGAUGUUGCAAUAGCCUUAUAAUGGAGAGAAUCAUCAAAAUUGGAAAAACGUUAAGAAACAAUUGGAAAAAAUCAGUAUUUGGCGCUUUCGUGGUUUAUUAUGGCGCCUCAACACUUAAAGAAAGAUAUCAAAUAAAUAUCUUAAUGCGAGCAGCAUGCAAAGAAGCUGCUAAAUAUGGUGAUGCCUUAAUCCCAAUAGACAGAAAUCCAACGUUGGUCACUGUUAUACUCAAUCCUGUAGCGAAUAAACGUAAGGCUAAAAAAGAUUAUGAAAAAUACUGUGAGCCUUUGUUACUAUUAGCUGGAUUACAGGUUGACGUUAUACAGACAACAUCAGAAGGUAAUGCCAAAGAAGUAGUUGAGACCCUGCGUGGAACAGAAGCUAUUAUAGUUGCAGGAGGAGAUGGAACUCUAUCUGAGACAGUAACAGGUUUACUACGGAGAAACGAUGAGGCUAAUAGAUUCCCGUUAGGUGUUUUACCACUUGGUCGUACCAAUAGUCUUGGUAACAUUCUAUUUCCUGGCGGAGAAGGUGUGGAGAAGGUAAAACAGCUUAUACAAGCUUGUAUGGCAAUAAUAGAAAAUAAUACGACAUGGAAAGACGUAAUGAAGAUUGAACCAAUAGAUACUGGAGAUGAAACCCCAAAUAAACCCGUCUAUGCUUUGACAUCGAUAGAAUGGGGAGCUUUUCGGGAUACACUUUCGAAGAAAGAUAAAUACUGGAUAUAUGGACCGCUGCGAGGAUAUGUUUCUUAUAUAUUCAAUGGAUACAAAAAUUCCUUAUGCUGGGAAUGCAGUGGAUCACUGAAAUAUUCACCUCCCUGUCAUGGAUGCGAAAAUUGCGUCACGAAAAAACCAGAGAUUAAAAGAAAAUGGGCAUUUUUCAUUCCUAAUACUCAAGCGGCACCACAACUAGAGCCAAAAAGUAUUACAAACCCAGAAUGUGCUGUGAUUAAUGAAUUGUGCUUUAAAUCAACUGAUUUUAGGAUCCAGCCUCAAGUUAACGACGGUUUGUCCGCUUUGAGCGUAGGAUUAGGAAAGAAUAAAUACACUUAUACGGAAUUCGUUUCUGAAGGUUGGCGACGUUUGAACGGCGAAAGUGACACACCAGAGGUAAUUAAAGCUAGAACUAUCGAAUUACGACCGCUUGAAAAUAAAUCCGAUGUUGUCAUUGCUAUUGAUCAAGAAGAAUUUGACGUGAAGCCUGUCAAAAUCACUUUAUUACCAAAAAUGGUUAAAUUUUUCUGUAAACCUGAAUAAAAUGUUAAAUAUA
Messenger RNA from Vanessa tameamea, 1367 nucleotides. It is a transcript of the gene Mulk, whose product is annotated as acylglycerol kinase, mitochondrial. The transcript has 3 exons. Gene Ontology annotation, molecular function: ATP-dependent diacylglycerol kinase activity; acylglycerol kinase activity; ceramide kinase activity. Bases 116 to 1354 code for a protein of 412 amino acids. Gene Ontology annotation, biological process: sphingosine biosynthetic process; ceramide biosynthetic process; phosphorylation. Gene Ontology annotation, cellular component: membrane; mitochondrion; cytoplasm. The record is from RefSeq and is a predicted model, not a curated record. Lineage: Eukaryota; Metazoa; Arthropoda; Insecta; Lepidoptera; Nymphalidae.